CGCUGUAGACAUUAGGUUGGUGAUAGCUGCGUACUGUCAAGCGGGCCCCGUGACCACUUUCACUGAUCCGACAACUCUGGCGUCACUCUCACCUGCAGAUAAAAAGAGAGUCUUUUCGUACUUCCUGGCUGAACAUAAGCAAUCAACGGAAGUGUCAAACGACUAUCGACUACUACCGCCAAUACACGUCGACGCUUUACCACAGACCCAUCAUUAACCUCGCGUCCUCCAUCACCGUACUUCCGCCUCUCAUCAUGGCCAACGCGACCCGCCCUUUUGCCCUAUUGAAACUCCCCAAUGAGAUCCUCCUCCAGAUCGCUCUCAACCUUUCCGGAAGCGUCAAGCAGCCCGACCCGCAGGCUGAUCUGCUGAGCUUCGCCUUGACAUGCAAGCAGUUGGCGCCGCUCGCUCGGGAGUCACUAUGCCAUGCGCCAAUCCUACAGUCGCGCAAGAUCCACAUGCUACUGAAGAGUCUCUAUACCUACCCGAACCUACGGACAAAGACAAGAAGCCUCACGAUCGAAACGAGGGAGUCGCGAGGCCUGCAGGAGCUGCCAACACCUCUCCCUGGGCUUGAGCCGGGCCUGCUGUGGCAAUCUAUCUGCGAGAUUCACACACUGUCCAUCGAUAAAGAGACGCAAGAGUGGUGGAUAGCCGACCUCAAGGCGACUAGUUUCACGUUCCCCGGCCCUCUGCUCUGCCUCCUCAUCGCCUUACUGCCUCAUCUCAAAGAGCUAUAUCUCGGCGGAUCCUCGCUGUGCAACUUCCCUCUCUUCCGCAACAUGCUGCCAGCGCUCGACGACAUCAACGGCCUCCAGAUCCCCUUUCUCCUCACCCAGAUAUCAAACUGGGAUCACCCGAACCUAAGCUGCGUGAUGAACAUGUUAAGCUCCCGACUCACGGUCCUCGAAUUGCCAAACGACUUCCGCAUCUCGACUAAUGCGAAUGCAUGGCAGGUAGCAGAGGCACGCGGGAUACCCACGUACUUCCCGGAGCUGCGCAGACUCAUCCUGCCGUCGAACGCCGUCGUCAGCAAGCCCUGCCAGGAGAUAAUCCCUAGCAAGCUAGAAAGCCUAGUGCUCACGGACGCGAGGGUACCUGAGAUAGACGCCUGGCUCACCAGCGUCGCACGCUCUAAGAAACAGCUCUUUCCUUGCCUGCGCAAGGUCGCUCUGUACUAUCGAUACAAGGCACCUCCCGCCCCUCAGCCUUUCCUCCAGUCCAUAGCUGCUGCAGGGCUAGACUAUUCCGAGUACCGACCCAGCUGCUGUCUUCGCAUAGUCGACGCGUUCUGGCAUCCGUGGAUGUACACGGCUGAUGAGAUCGAUGCGUCGGUGCAGACCAUGCAUGACGACUUCCAGAAGGAUCUCGAUCGGGAAAACGCCAAACAUCAGCUGAAGGUGGAAAGGGAGAGGGCUCGUUUGCUGGACAAGUGCUUGCUUGCAUUGCGGGACCUCUUUUCGGAGGAUCCUAUGUAGCGUUACUUUAGUUGGAAAAAAGGACUUGGCGCUUAGUGUGGAGUUUUGUACAUCGCAAGGAUCAGCGUAGUUGAACUGCUGCACAAACCUAGACACGUUCAAAUAGAGUUGAGAAACCCACCCACCCGGGCGGUUUUCGCCUGAUGGUGUUGGC
Molecule: messenger RNA, 1632 nt
Organism: Cucurbitaria berberidis CBS 394.84
Lineage: Eukaryota; Fungi; Ascomycota; Dothideomycetes; Pleosporales; Cucurbitariaceae
Exons: 1
Coding region: 255-1478 (407 amino acids)
Source: RefSeq, a predicted model, not a curated record